UAUGCUACAUAAAUUGUUUUCAGUGGGUCAGAGUUUCACUUAGUCCCCCAACUCCCCUGUCCCCAGUAGAGACUCCCCCGGACAGAGAGAUCGAUGACAUGGCGACCAAGAAAGCAGUUUUGUUCAACCUGUGGGGGGUCGUUGUUUCUCCCAGACCUGCAGAAGUUUUCCUCAAAUUCGAAGAAAACCUCAAACUCCCCAGUGGUUUUCUGAAGAAGGUGGUGACUGACAAGCACAGCGCCAUGGGACGCGCAGAGAGGGGCAAACUCACACUCUCUCAGAUGAUCCCAGAGCUUGAUGCAGAGUGUGUGAGUGCAGCAUCAGACCAGAAGGUCAGUCUUCCUGCUGGGUUCUCUGUGAAGAGCCUGUUAGAGGAACUCAGAGACUCAACCACCAUCAACAAACACAUUCUGCAGACUGUAGCUACACUCCGCAGACAAGGGUUAUUGACAGGCGUGUUGGCCAACCAGUGGGUGGAUGACAGUGGGAGUGGAGAUAGCUCUGGCCGGCUCCUCUCUCUGCUGGGCGGCCAUUUUGACGUGGUACUACAGUCCUGUCGUACAGGCCUCAGGGUCCCAGAGACCGACCUGUUCACCUCCGCUCUCACACAGCUGGGAGUGCCUCCGAAACAGGCUCUGUGGUUGGGUGAUGAUGAGGAGGGGGUAGGAGCAGCAGAGGCAGUAGGGAUGACAGCUGUUCUGGUGAAGGACCUGCCGGAAGCUCUGAAACAAGUAGAGGCCUUCACUGGAGUACAGGUCGUAACAGGGGAAAGCUACCCAGCCUCUUGCCACCCAGAGGAGGUCUCUCAUGGCUAUAUCACCAUCAAGCCCAGGGUAAAGCUGCACUAUGUGGAGAUGGGGACGGGGCCUCCAGUCAUGCUGUGUCAUGGCUUCCCUGAGAGUUGGUACUCAUGGAGAUACCAGAUUCCAGCUCUAGCUGAUGCAGGGUUUAGAGUCUUAUCUCUGGACAUGAAGGGCUAUGGACAGUCUACAGCUCCACCAGACAUAGAGGAGUACUCACAGGAACAGAUCUGCCAGGAUCUUGUGACUUUCAUGGACAAAAUGGGUAUUCCCCAGGUGACUCUGGUUGGUCAUGAUUGGGGUGGAGUUGUGGUCUGGAACAUGGCCCGGUGUCAUCCAGAGAGAGUCAGAGCGGUAGCUUCUCUGAACACCCCUCUGUUUCCUGUGGACCCCUCCAAGGAUCCAAUGAACUUCCUGAAGACUGUGCCAAUCUUUGACUACCAACUCUACUUUCAGGACCCCGGUGUAGCUGAAACUGAGAUGGAGAAAGACCUGGCAAGGACCUUCAAGAUCUUCUUCCGGGGCAGUGGAGAUAAGGAUAAUGUUCCUCAGAUCAACACUGCUGGAGUUUGUGCCAGAGGUGGUCUGUUCGUAGGACUACCAGAUGAGAUUCCCAGGAGUUCUAUCCUCAGUGAGACUGCUCUGCAGUUCUACAUCACUCAGUUCAAAGACAAGGGAUUCAGAGGGCCGUUGAACUGGUACCGUAAUGUUGUGAGCAACUGGAAAUGGCUAUGCUCCCGACCCAGGGCUAAGCUCUUGAUGCCAGCUCUCAUGGUGACAGCUGGUAAAGAUCCUGUCCUGCUGCCUGUCUUCUCCAAGGGGAUGGAAACCAUGAUCCCCAACCUAACAAGAGGACACAUCGAAGAGUGUGGACACUGGACCCAGAUGGAAAGGCCGUCUGAGCUGAACACCAUUCUGAUCUCCUGGCUGAAAGACACUCACAACAACACUGGGGUUGCCAUGACACCCAAGCUGUGAUCAGUUACCAGGACAACGUUAUUCCUUUUAGUGCACUUUGUAGUGAACUGUUGGAAUCAUCUGUUCAUUCAGAAUUAUUUCUAAAACUGUACGAUAACCUUUUUUAAAAACCUGAAACAUCUUUCUCUUCUAAAGACACACACACGAUGCACAAAUAGACAGUACCAACAGCCACGACACCUCCAGCAUGUUUGUCUCAAAACGUCCCUUUUUGAGCCAUUUCAUGAGAAAGUGCGACUGGCCUAUACGUUGAGUGUACAAAAUAUAAAGGACACCUGCUCUUUCCAUGACUUAGGUCCCAUUCUACACCUGCACUGCUUGCUGUUUGGGGUUUUAGGCUGGGGUUUGUGUACAGCACUUUGUGGCAUCAGCUGAUGUAAGAAGGGAUAUAUAAAUACAUUUGAAUUUGAUUUGACUAGUGUUACUAUAGAAUGUCGAUUAUGUCAUUAUUACCCCAGCUUGUCUGUUUUUUCCAGUGGACAAUUCGGACGGGAUUCGUUUUUACCAAACUGCCCCUGUAAUAAUUGUUUUUCCCUCAUUCACAAUUGACCGUUAUGACGGGAGCCUGGAGGCUCUUCGAGGUCGUGAAGAUAUUUCAAAUGUCUAGGGAUCAACCAGCUCUGUCUCACGAUAGUACAAAUGUCUAGGGAUCAACCAGCUCUGUCUCACGAUAGUACAGAGUUUAACAGGUGCUGUCUAGGGAUCAACCAGCUCUGUCUCACGAUAGUACAGAGUUUAACAGGUGCUGUCUAGGGAUCAACCAGCUCUGUCUCACGAUAGUACAGAGUUUAACAGGUGCUGUCUAGGGAUCAACCAGCUCUGUCUCACGAUAGGACAGAGUUUAACAGGUGCUGUCUAGGGAUCAACCAGCUCUGUCUCACGAUAGUACAGAGUUUAACAGGUGCUGUCUAGGGAUCAACCAGCUCUGUCUCACGAUAGGACAGAGUUUAACAGGUGCUGUCUAGGGAUCAACCAGCUCUGUCUCACGAUAGGACAGAGUUUAACAGGUGCUGUCUAGGGAUCAACCAGCUCUGUCUCACGAUAGGACAGAGUUUAACAGGUGCUGUCUAGGGAUCAACCAGCUCUGUCUCACGAUAGGACAGAGUUUAACAGGUGCUGUCUAGGGAUCAACCAGCUCUGUCUCACGAUAGGACAGAGUUUAACAGGUGCUGUCUAGGGAUCAACCAGCUCUGUCUCACGAUAGGACAGAGUUUAACAGGUGCUGUCUAGGGAUCAACCAGCUCUGUCUCACGAUAGUACAGAGUUUAACAGGUGCUGUCUAGGGAUCAACCAGCUCUGUCUCACGAUAGGACAGAGUUUAACAGGUGCUGUCUAGGGAUCAACCAGCUCUGUCUCACGAUAGGACAGAGUUUAACAGGUGCUGUCUAGGGAUCAACCAGCUCUGUCUCACGAUAGUACAGAGUUUAACAGGUGCUGUCUAGGGAUCAACCAGCUCUGUCUCACGAUAGGACAGAGUUUAACAGGUGCUGUCUAGGGAUCAACCAGCUCUGUCUCACGAUAGGACAGAGUUUAACAGGUGCUGUCUAGGGAUCAACCAGCUCUGUCUCACGAUAGGACAGAGUUUAACAGGUGCUGUCUAGGGAUCAACCAGCUCUGUCUCACGAUAGGACAGAGUUUAACAGGUGCUGUCUAGGGAUCAACCAGCUCUGUCUCACGAUAGGACAGAGUUUAACAGGUGCUGUCUAGGGAUCAACCAGCUCUGUCUCACGAUAGUACAGAGUUUAACAGGUGCUGUCUAGGGAUCAACCAGCUCUGUCUCACGAUAGGACAGAGUUUAACAGGUGCUGUCUAGGGAUCAACCAGCUCUGUCUCACGAUAGUACAGAGUUUAACAGGUGCUGUCUAGGGAUCAACCAGCUCUGUCUCACGAUAGGACAGAGUUUAACAGGUGCUGCACCCAGAUUGGUUAAGAACAUUGGAACAAAUUGAUGCUUAAAACAACGUGCUAUGCAGGUACCCUACAGAUGAAUGAUUUGUUUUGUUAAAUAGCAACUUUUCUAGUGCCAUACUUCUCUUUCAAUAGAUGAAGUGGACGAUUCUGAGCCAAUGAAUUGAUACAUUGCCAAAUCCGUCUGGUAAUUUAAUGUCUGCAGAUUACAGCUCAUUCUUCUUAUUGAUAUGCAUUAUUAUUUUGACUUUCUCCCAACUGAAGGCCAUUAGCCCAAUAUUAGACAAUCCUUAGACAUUUAAAAUGUCUUCACGACCUAGAAGAGCCUCCAGGCUGACGUCAACGGUCAAUUAGGGGGGAAACAAAAAUAACUACAGGGGCAGUUUGGUAAAACUGAUCCGCUCUGAAUCGUCCACUGGAAAAACAGACAUGCUGUGGUCAUUUACAUUACAUUUAAGUCAUUUAGCAGACGCUCUUAUCCAGAGCGACUUACAAAUUGGUGCAUUCACCUUAUGAUAUCCAGUGGAACAACCACUUUACAAUAGUGCAUCUAACUCUUUUAAGGGGGGGGGGGGGGGGUUAGAAGUAAUAAUGACAUACCUGACUUUCUAUAGUAACACUAGUCCCGUACGAAUAGGGUUAAAGAAGGAUUUUUAAGUCUUGAGACAUGGAUUGUGUAUGUGUGUCAUUCAGAAGGUGAAUAGGCAAGACAAAAGAUUCAAGUGCCUUUUAAAACGGGGUAUGGUAGUAGGUGCCGGGCGCACCGGUUUGUGUCAAGAACUGCAAGAGUGGAGGAAGAGGAGGAGAGAGUGGAGGAGGGAGUGUGUUAUCAUCAAACAUCUUUCCUCUGUAAUGCUGUACACACAUUCACACUAUAGGAGAAAGCGCUUCGGAGAUGAAAUUAUUUUUCUUAGUAAAUGUACCGCGCCUUUUCAUUCCCCAGGACACAAGCACAAAGAGCAGAUUCAUAAUUUCUCCAUCGUUUCAUGUCCCACAUCACCAUAACAACAAUAUGAGAUCGACUUCAGGGCUCUACUCAAUCCGCAUCGGGGAAGUACAGCGUGAUUGAAAUGUGAAGGCAAUGUAACCGCGUUAGUGGAGACUGCAUUCACGUAAACUCUGCAUACAUCAGCACAUUCACAAAUGACCUGUAACGCUUUGGCAAUACAGAUUGAAUGGUGCCCACGUCCCUUAAACUGAAAUAAAACCCUCACCCCCGCCUUCUCUCUCGUUCUGUCUGAGACACACAGAAUAAUAGGAAAGUAUUUUACUGUAUUUUAUUGAUGUGUGUGUGUAUAUAUAUUAAAAUAAUACAAUGUUCAAUGUAACCCUGAACGUAAAAACUCAAGUAAAAAUAUUAAUUCUCCUAUAUCAUCAUCCUA
This is a messenger RNA of Salvelinus fontinalis (brook trout), 5068 nucleotides long. Its product is annotated as bifunctional epoxide hydrolase 2-like. Gene Ontology annotation, cellular component: peroxisome. The transcript has 19 exons. Gene Ontology annotation, molecular function: magnesium ion binding; lipid phosphatase activity. The record is from RefSeq and is a predicted model, not a curated record. The coding region runs from base 99 to 1778 and encodes 559 amino acids. Gene Ontology annotation, biological process: cholesterol homeostasis; phospholipid dephosphorylation. NCBI's taxonomy places the organism in Eukaryota, Metazoa, Chordata, Actinopteri, Salmoniformes, Salmonidae.